AUGUUUCAAUAUUAUAAUCUGCAUCCGACGAUACCGCUCCGGUUGCGGUCGGCGAAUCCUUCCCUUGUCCGGUUACUGCUGGCGGUGCUGGUGUUUGGAAACGUUUGGUUCGCCGCCGAAGGGCAAGGAUGUUCGCGCAAUCCGUGCGGUGUAGGCGCCACGUGUCAGGAGACGGCCGGUGGACGCCCGGUUUGUUCCUGCCCUGCUGGCUCUAGUGGCAAUCCACUGGUUCAGUGUCGUCGGGCCGAGUGCCUCGAUCAUUCGGAAUGCCGGGGUGAUCAGGCCUGCCGUAACGGGAACUGUGUCAAUCCGUGUGCGGGCGUAUGCGGAAUCAAUGCCAACUGUGAAGUGCGGAACCACGUGCCAGUGUGCAGCUGUCCCCGGGGUAGAACUGGAGAUCCGUUCAGUAGUUGCCGUUUGCAGGAUCCCCAGGAGCUGUGCCGACCAAGCCCUUGCGGAUCGAACACCAAGUGUGACGUGAUCAACGGUGUCCCGACCUGUUCCUGUUUGCCAGGAUACAUCGGUUCCCCACUGUCUGGCUGCCGGCAUGAGUGUGAGUCGGAUGUGGAGUGUAGCUCCAACCAGUACUGCAGCCAGUUCAAGUGCGUCAAUGGAUGUAACCAGUGUGGCAAGGGUGCAACCUGUGCCCGGGUGACGAACCAUCGAGCUGUCUGCGAAUGUCCCAAAGGCUACAUUGGUAGCCCGUUCUCCGAGUGUCGACCGGAGUGCUACGGUGAUCGUGACUGUCCCGCUGGUCGGCCAGCUUGUAUCUAUGGCAUUUGUAAAAAUCCAUGCGAAGGUGCGUGCGGUGUGAAUGCGGAUUGUAAUCUGCGCGGUUUGACACCAGUUUGUAGCUGCCCGCGGGAUAUGACCGGCGAUCCAUUCAUCAGCUGCCGUCCGUUCACGAAGGAAGAUCUGUGCAAUCCAAAUCCGUGUGGUACGAAUGCGGUGUGUACGCCCGGGUACGAUCGUAGCAAUCAGGAACGGCCCGUGUGCACCUGUCCACCCGGCUACACCGGAAAUGCUCUGUCCAGUUGUGUUCGGGGUGAAUGCCAAAGUGAUGGAGAGUGUGCCGAUCAUAAGGCUUGCAUUGCGUACCAGUGUGUGGAUCCUUGCAUUGGACAGUGUGGCGUUGGUGCUCAGUGUCAGGCGAAGCGCCAUCUUGCCGUCUGUACCUGUCCGGCGGGGACGCAAGGCGAUGCGCUCGUUUCGUGUCGUACCGCAAGGAAUUAUCCGGUUGCCCGUUACAAUAAGAAGCGCAAUGCUGUUCCCUAA
Molecule: messenger RNA, 1275 nt
Organism: Anopheles maculipalpis
Lineage: Eukaryota; Metazoa; Arthropoda; Insecta; Diptera; Culicidae
Product: neurogenic locus notch homolog protein 3-like
Exons: 8
Coding region: 1-1275 (424 amino acids)
Source: RefSeq, a predicted model, not a curated record